Molecule: messenger RNA, 1003 nt
Organism: Psylliodes chrysocephalus
Lineage: Eukaryota; Metazoa; Arthropoda; Insecta; Coleoptera; Chrysomelidae
Source: the annotation of a GenBank genome assembly
CUAACCUUUAGUAUGAAUGACAGCACCUUCACCUUUAACUCGUGGACGGAAUGUUCGAUGUCCUUUAUAUGGACUUGGUACAGUAUUUAAUACAAACGUUUUGCCAAGCUAUGAGAAUAUUUUACAACAAUAUUUUUUCACAAAAAACGAACUGAAAAUGAACGGUCAGUUAAAGGAACCCACUUUUGCAGAAGUUGCCAGAAUUGUCGUACCAUAACUGCAAGAAAUUUGGAAGAAAGCUUCAUUGCCUACAAUAUCAAGCGAAAUAAUUAUGAAAUGGAUUCGAGAGUACCACAACAAAUAUCGGGAACUACUAUAACCCUACAAACAAAGAGCCAAUGUUGCAAGCUACAUAAAACAGAUCGAAACGUUUAAAGAAAAAUCAAAGAAUUUAAUUGAUAUUGCAAGUUUUGAAAAAUGUACCUGUAAAAAAUUAAAGAAAAUACCUGUUUUAGAGAGAGGAUUUUUGCUAGAUUAGCGGAGGGCCAGAAAAAUGAUGAUAGGGAACGUUGAUAGCAAUACCACAAAACAAAUGGAGAAAAGAGAAUAAAGAAAACUGCAAGAAGCACCAUGAUCCAGCAUUGUAAAAACUAUCAAGCUACAAAAAGAUGCUUCUAAAAUUAAAGAGUCCUUGGAAAUGAGCGUUAGUUUGUUAUCAAUUACUUAAAAACCUUCCCCAGAACCUCCUAUGUCUAUUAUAUCUGGACAAAUGCGUAAAUCUCUGCCAAAUUUAGCACGAGAGUGCGAUAGAUGGGGUCUGUCUGAUCGCGGGGCAGCUACGGUGUCAUCCGCAUUACUUCAAGACCUAGGAGUUUUGACCAAAGAUGACAAUUCAUCAGUUAUAGAUUAUAGUAAAGUAAGACGCGAAAGACAGAAGCUAAGAAAGCAAAAUCAGUCAAACGAUAAAAAGGAUUUUAUGCUGAAAUCAAUUAAUAUCGAUGGCCGAAAGGAUUUAACAAGAAAAACUAGUUUAAAAGGUUCAUCACCCCGUAAACGUUACUGA